AUGUCGGAGGUAGCACCGAAGACGCAGCGAUCAAAAGCCGACACGAGGAGUCCUCCCGUCUGCCCGACCGACAAAGAUGACACGGUAGAACUGAGGAAACAGACCCGGACCUUCGACUAUGUCUGGCGGUCCGGCGUCGCGGGAGGCUUGGCGGGUUGUGCUGCAAAGACGGUCGUCGCGCCCCUCGACCGCGUAAAGAUUCUCUUCCAGGCGAGCAACCCCCAGUUCGCAAAGUACACGGGGUCGUGGUUCGGUGUUGCGACGGCGAUGAAGGACAUCAAGUCCCACGAAGGUGUGUUAGGGUUGUUUAGGGGACACUCUGCAACGCUGCUUCGAAUCUUUCCCUACGCCGGCAUCAAAUUCCUCGCGUACGAACAAAUACGAUCCAUCAUCAUCCGGAACAAAGACCAAGAGACCCCAUGGCGCCGCCUCCUGAGCGGUUCCAUGGCCGGCGUCACCUCUGUAUUCUUCACAUACCCUUUGGAGGUCAUCCGCGUGCGCUUGGCCUUCGAGACGAAACACGGCGGGUCUUCACUAACCGCCAUCUGCCGGCGCAUCUACAACGAGCGUUUCGUGCGGACCACCGCGAAGCCGACCGGCACCGUGGCCGACGCGGUCGCUGCGCCUAUCGCCGCAAUUGCACCGCGCUCGGGCUUGGCCAACUUCUAUAGAGGCUUCUCGCCGACGCUGCUGGGCAUGCUGCCGUACGCUGGCAUGUCCUUCCUCACACACGAUACUGUAGGCGAUAUCCUCCGACUCCCGAGCUUCGCCAAGUACACGACACUCCCCCAGCCGAAGAAUGCACCCGAGGGCAAGGCAGCCCCGCUCCGCUCUUGGGCCGAGCUGCUCGCCGGUGGUGUCGCUGGUCUGGUAUCGCAGACCACAUCGUACCCACUCGAGGUCAUCCGCAGGCGCAUGCAAGUUGGCGGUGCCGUUGGGGACGGUCACCGGCUUCGCAUCAGCGAAACGGCCGCGAUGAUCUUUAGGGAGAGGGGAGUGCCAGGCUUCUUUGUGGGCUUGACGAUUGGUUACGUGAAGGUGUUCCCCUUGGCAGCCGUGAGCUUCUACACUUACGAACGCGCCAAGACCUGGUUGGGAAUUUAA
Molecule: messenger RNA, 1104 nt
Organism: Colletotrichum aenigma
Lineage: Eukaryota; Fungi; Ascomycota; Sordariomycetes; Glomerellales; Glomerellaceae
Gene: LEU5
Product: Mitochondrial carrier protein LEU5
Exons: 2
Coding region: 1-1104 (367 amino acids)
Biological process (GO): transmembrane transport
Source: RefSeq, a predicted model, not a curated record